Molecule: messenger RNA, 910 nt
Organism: Loa loa (African eye worm)
Lineage: Eukaryota; Metazoa; Nematoda; Chromadorea; Rhabditida; Onchocercidae
Exons: 5
Coding region: 49-684 (211 amino acids)
Biological process (GO): mitochondrial translation
Cellular component (GO): mitochondrial small ribosomal subunit
Molecular function (GO): structural constituent of ribosome
Source: RefSeq, a predicted model, not a curated record
AUGUUUCAGGUUUGAGGGAGGUAAGGCAAAUAAUGGUAAGGUAAAGCUAUGAAUUUUGCAGCGCAAUUGUUGAAGAUGGAUUCUGUGCUUUGCACAACCAUUCGCCACAAGACCGAAUUAUCCAAAAACACAUUGGAUAUGUUAUUAGGGAAGGUAUUGAAACACACACAUAUUGGAAAUGAUAAAAUCCCAUGUGUCCAGGUUAGAUGUCGAUUGAACGACUUUGAUGAAUAUAUUAAGAAGUAUUUCUCACGACCUAUUGAUCUAUGGGCAUUAGAUCCAAAAAACGCAGCAGGACUGGGUGAUACUAUCUUAAUCACAAAAUGCGAUGUAAAUGAACGACCGGCCAAAUUAGUGACACAUAUUGUUGAUCGAGUGAUGUUCAAGUAUGGUAAUAUUAUCGACCCGAUCACCAAAAAACGGGUAAUCAAGGAGAAAUAUGAGGACGAAAUUAACUUACAGACAAAACUAGUGAAGGAAAUUAUCGAAGAGCCAUCGUCAUAUGACGUGCUGUUAUUUGAAGAAAAAAGGGAUAUACAGCAGCGACGGUUAAACACCCGCAAAAUGGCGAUGAGUCGGCGUGAGUUAUCGAAUCAGCGGCGUGUAUCAACGAGGCGAGGAAUCAAGGAUACCAGUAAAGAGAAGGAAGAAAUACUCGAGAGAGACAAAGAGCAGGAUGAUUAGCGAUGUGGGUGAAACAAAUUAGGUCUUUUUAUGCUGGUUUAAUGAAUUUAUUUAAAUUUCACGUUAGUACUUGCCAGUUUUUCGAAGCAUCAGACCUUGUAAUAUUUUUCUUCACGUUUCUUAGUAAUCUUCAUUUUUACUUUGCAUAUCGGUUUCCACAUGAGAGAUAAUUUCCUAACCAGAAUCUUAUUUCUCCUUUAUCUGUUUAAAAACUUGUAAUCUGUUG